AUGAAGACCCAGCUUUCGUUCUCGGCUCUUGUUGUCACCGUGCUCACCAGCGCCCAGGCUGGUCUCAUCAGCACCAUUACCAUACCGACCCUGCACAUCUUUGGCGACUCCCUAUCGGACGUUGGCACCUUGAAGGAUUUGACCCUGAACUUAAUCCCGCCUAAGCCAUAUUGGGAGGGUCGUUUUUCCUCGGGACCCGUCUGGAACGAGUACCUGGCAAAGCUGCUCGGCUACAAUCUGUACAACAAGGCUGUUGGCGGUGGCACCUCCGACAAUGCCAACUCGGCGCUCCUUAACAUUUUGCCCAUUCCGCUCCCCAUCAGUAUCCCGAGCUCCCAAGACCAGAUCGACACUUUCAAGUUCAAAAACCCAAAGUACAAGCUUUCGUACAGUGUCAAGAAGGACAUUGCGGUGCUCGAGAUUGGUGCCAACGAUUUCUUUGCCGAGAUGAUUAACAUGUCGACAAACAAAUUGCCCGUUGGCAGCUUUGUUGAGACCCUGUCCAACAGCGUGGUCAGCCAGCUGGAGCAGAUCCGCAGCAUUGGUUUCAAGAACAUCAUUGUUACCAAUUUGGCCGCUAUCCAAUUCACUCCAUUUGCGGAUAUCUUGCACCUCGAGAGUCUGGCAAACACCACUGUACAUCGGUACAACGACCAGCUGACUAGAAAGGUCAAUGCGUGGGCAAGCAAAGCCUUGGGCCUGACGUCCUUCAGCAUAGCCGAUAUUGGCGGGUUCGUCGAGACCACAGUCAACUCUGAAGCCAUUGCUAAUUCCCUCGGGCUCACCAGCGUCAGCACUUCCUGUGUUGGUGGAAACGCUCUGAACUUGUUGCAGGCGGAUAACAAGCUGCUUGCGCUUAUGAAGUUAAUUUUUGAUGCCAAGGAGAACCUCAUGUGUGCUGACCCAAGCAAGUCGUACUUUUUUGAUUUUGUCCACCCGGGUGAGAAAAUCACCAGGUUGUUUGGUUACUACACCAAGGAGCUUAUUGAUGCUGUCAAUUCUGGCAAGCAGAUGUCUAUGACUGAGGAUAAUUUGCUCAACAUUAUUAACAAGUACAGUCUUGGUUCACCUGUUGCUAAGCCUGUCCAGAUUUAA
This is a messenger RNA of Kickxella alabastrina, 1095 nucleotides long. RefSeq lists its product as uncharacterized. NCBI's taxonomy places the organism in Eukaryota, Fungi, Kickxellomycota, Kickxellomycetes, Kickxellales, Kickxellaceae. Bases 1 to 1095 code for a protein of 364 amino acids. Gene Ontology annotation, molecular function: hydrolase activity, acting on ester bonds. The transcript has a single exon. The record is from RefSeq and is a predicted model, not a curated record.